Aspergillus mulundensis is the source of this 1722-nucleotide messenger RNA. RefSeq names its product delta-1-pyrroline-5-carboxylate dehydrogenase prnC (gene prnC). Bases 1 to 1722 code for a protein of 573 amino acids. Gene Ontology annotation, molecular function: L-glutamate gamma-semialdehyde dehydrogenase (NAD+) activity. The transcript is spliced from 3 exons. Lineage: Eukaryota; Fungi; Ascomycota; Eurotiomycetes; Eurotiales; Aspergillaceae. Gene Ontology annotation, cellular component: mitochondrial matrix. The record is from RefSeq and is a predicted model, not a curated record.
AUGCAAUCAUCACUACUGCUCCGGGCGAGGGCCCUCCCCGUCAGGACCGCAUCGGUCUUCUCCCGAACCAAGACGGCCUCGUAUGCCACUUUCAAGGUUCCUCGCAUUGACAACGAGCCCAACAAACACUACGCCUCAGGCUCGCCCGACCGCAAAGCUCUCCAGGAUGCCCUGGCCCGCACACAACAAGAGGCUCCUCUGAGCGUUCCCCUGGUUAUCGCUGGCAAGGAGGUGAAAUCCUCUUCAACCCUCACACAAUCGAACCCUGCCUCGCACGGCCCAGUGGCCACCUACUCCAACGCAACCGCCAGAGAUGUCCAAGCGGCGAUCGAGUCCGCGCUUGAAGCUCGCAAGUCAUGGGCCUCCACCCCGUUCGCCGACCGUGCCAGUGUCUUCCUCAAGGCGGCGGACCUGAUCGCGACAAAGUACCGAUACGAUGUGAUGGCUCUGACCAUGCACGGCCAGGGCAAGAAUGCCUGGCAGGCGGAGAUCGACUCCGCGGCUGAGCUCUGCGAUUUCUUCCGAUUCGGUGUCAAGUAUGCUGAGGACUUGUAUGCUCAGCAACCUGUGCACCACGCCCCGGGUGUCUGGAACCGCGUCGAGUACCGUCCGCUGGAGGGUUUCGUGUACGCCAUCAGUCCGUUCAACUUCACUGCCAUUGGAGGUAACCUUGCUGGUGCCCCUGCACUGAUGGGCAACGUCGUGGUCUGGAAGCCUUCUCCCUCUGCCAUUGCCUCCAACUGGCUUGUUCACCAGAUUCUGCUCGAGGCAGGCCUGCCGAAGAACGUCAUCCAGUUCGUCCCCGGUGAAGCCGAGGAAGUGACCAAGACCGUCCUCGACCACCCCGAGUUCGCCGCCCUGCACUUCACCGGCAGCACCAGCGUCUUCCGCAACCUCUACGGCCAGAUCUCCACCGGCGUCGCGGCCGGCAAGUACCGCAGCUACCCCCGUAUUGUCGGUGAAACCGGCGGCAAGAACUUCCACCUCAUCCACAAGUCCGCCGACGUGCGCAACGCCGCCGUCCAAACCGUCCGUGGCGCCUUUGAAUUCCAAGGCCAGAAGUGCAGCGCCACGUCGCGCGCCUACGUCGCGGCCUCCAUCUCCGACUCCUUCCUUGAGCAGGUCGCCACCGAGACCAAGAACCUUAAGGUCGGACCCCCCUCGGACUUCACCAACUUCUGCGGCCCUGUCAUCCACGAAGCCUCGUUCAACAAGCUGGCCAAGGUCAUUGACGAAGCCAAGAACGACCCGGAGCUUGAGCUCCUCGCCGGUGGUUCCUACGACUCCUCCAAGGGCUGGUACAUCCAGCCUACCGUCUACCGCACCACCAACCCCGACCACCCCCUCCUCACCCGCGAGCUCUUCGGCCCUAUCCUUGUUGUGUACGCCUACCCCGAUGCCACCGAGAACGACUUUGUCCGCAUCGCCGAGAAGAUUGACGCCACCGGCGAGUACGGUCUGACCGGCUCCGUCUUUGCUCAGGACCGCGAGGCCCUGACUAUCGCCGAUGACGUUCUCCGCAACGCCGCCGGUAACUUCUACAUCAACUGCAAGAGCACCGGUGCGGUUGUCGGCCAGCAGCCCUUCGGCGGUGCCCGUGCGUCUGGUACCAAUGACAAGGCCGGCAGCGGCAACUUGCUGUCCCGCUUCGUGAGCUUGCGCUCGAUCAAGGAGGAGUUUGUGCCCACGUACAAGGUUGCCUACCCCAGCAACGGCGCGUGA